Messenger RNA from Aspergillus steynii IBT 23096, 1719 nucleotides. Its product is annotated as putative C6 transcription factor RosA-like. Gene Ontology annotation, molecular function: zinc ion binding; DNA-binding transcription factor activity, RNA polymerase II-specific. Gene Ontology annotation, biological process: regulation of transcription by RNA polymerase II. Lineage: Eukaryota; Fungi; Ascomycota; Eurotiomycetes; Eurotiales; Aspergillaceae. The record is from RefSeq and is a predicted model, not a curated record. The transcript is spliced from 4 exons. The coding region runs from base 1 to 1719 and encodes 572 amino acids.
AUGGCCGGUCCCGGUGGUGGUCCUCCCCGCAAGAGCCACACCAAGUCUCGCUUCGGCUGCAAAACCUGCAAGAGACGCCAUAUCCGAUGCGACGAGAGCUUCCCGCAAUGCCGGAAUUGCACCAAGCACAACUGCCGCUGCGAUUACAUGGACGUCGCAACCGUCCACGACGAAACCUCCUCCCGCAAAGUCCCCGACCUUCUCAUGUCCGCCGAGAUCGAGGUGGAAAUCAAGAACUGGCACAUCACCGGCGUGCCCCCCUUCCCCGAGCUGGUACACUUCCCGCGCAGCGGUUGGAGCCGACUGUCGCGAACCGACCUCCGCCUGAUCCAUCACAUCAUCGGACUCUCGAUCGAUCUCCAUCGUCGCGGCUUCAGCAACUGUACCAUCUGGGCGCAGAAGAUGCCAUCAUUUCUCUCCACCGCAUUGUCUCAUGACUUCGUUAUGAGCUCGAUUCUGACUCUGUCCGCCUCCCACCUUGCCUGGAUCACUCGAAAUAAAGAGACCAAACAACUGGCUUAUCACCACCGCGGCGUUGCGAUCCAGGGCCUGCACAAGGCCAUCGGCGCCUUUUCGAGGACAAACUGCGAGGCGAUUUUGGCUGCGUCGAUUCUUCUCUCCUGGCAGGCCUCCGAAUGGCAAAGUUGGGCUUCUCUGCAGCAGGGCCUCACGACGGUGUUGAAUUCGAUGCCUCCGAUGUGGAAGCAGGAAUCGGAGCUGGCCAUGUUCUUGGAAAAUCAACGGUAUCUAGGAUGCACCAAUACUCCGGUCAUGACUGGGUAUCAGUUCCAAGAUGAGGACCUCGCCAGUCUCGAGCACACCAUUCUGGCCCUUCAAAACGUCCAGAAGCGCGUCGGUCACAACCCCGAGCAUUAUCGCCGAAUCGGAGAGCUCCUCGACUUUGUACGCCAUUUCCAGAGAGAUCUUUUGUCGCAGACCCCCGAGCAGGCUUUCGAGCGUGUGCAGCCGCUGCGCAGGUGGCUGUUUUGGUUGCCCCCGGCCAUGCUCCGGGGCGGCGAAGCGGAUUUCGGAGCGCUCGCCAUCAUCGCUCAGUUUUUCGGCAUUGGCGUGACGUUGGACAGCCUGUUCCCCGACCUAGGAGGGGCGUAUCUAGGCCCGCUGUCUGUCGCACCGAUUGAGGAGAUCUACCGCAUCAUUGUCACACGAAGCGCGGCAGAUCCGUUCAACCCCGAUCUGCAGGUUGCCUCGGCUCUGAUGGAAUUGCCGCGACAUAUUGUGGCCAAGUACAAGAGUCGCCUUCAGUGGUCCCCGCGGACCUCGAUCGACCAUUACUCCCCGGCGCCCCCGAGCCCGUACCAUAACAUCCAAGAUUACCGCCUCGCCUCCUCGUCCUCGCCGUCCUCCACCUCCGCCACCUACGCUCCCUACACCCCGCCUUUGCAAUCCCCACCGGCAGUCACCAUUGCCAAUUCCCCGUUUGACGUGACGGGCACGUACGUCACCGCUCCGGGCACCCAGAGUCUCUAUCCACCGUCCCCCCGGCUACUGUCGGAUCCUCGCGAGGACCUCUCCGACUAUAGCCACCACAACGGAUCACUUCAGCAUUCACCCGCUUUCCCACCGUAUAUUGACGACGUGGCGUGCGGCGGAGUGGAUACGUCGCUGGGAAUGGAUCUGGGGUAUUACGAGGAGCCCCAUGCAAUGGUCGGGGGGUUCAGCGGGCCCGAGCCCGUCUGGAACGGAAGUAUCUGCACGUAA